AUGGUUCAUGAAUAUCAGUUCAAAAACACGGUCUAUCGUAUUGCAUCGCUUUACGAAAAUGACGUUGUGGUUUUACAAGCGAGCUUUCUGCCCGAGCUACGGAAACUUGGGCAAGAUGUUCUAAGCCCUUACAAGAUGACCGAGCAGGUGAGUUCGGGUUACCCUGAUACAACCAAAGCAAUCGCUAAAUCAAAUCAAGCACGCAUGAAUGAUGAAGUCUAUCGCAAGAUGAAGGACUGCGUGGAGCCUAUAAUUCGUCAAAAACAAGAGGCCGAGCAAUCUGACUCGGCGUGGCAAAAGCCAGAUGACAUGUUGCAGUGGAUACUGACGCGCUCUAUAUCCUCGAACGCUAUGGAAACCCUUCAUUAUGUCACGAAACAGCAGCUAUUGCUUACCUUCGCCGCUAUCCACACUAUCACGAUGGUAACUACAAACAUACUCUAUACACUGCCUGCAGCACCGGAAUAUAUGCUCGCGCUACGCGAGGAAAUUAGUAAUGUUCUAGCUGAAAAUGGCGGGGUGCCGACGCCCAAAGCCCUCCAACAGAUGGUCAAGCUAGAUUCAUUUUCCAUUUGCAUUACGCGUCUUAAUCUGCUAAUAUGCGUCCUAGGUGUUUUCGCUCGUAGUGUCCUAAAGCCCAUCAUCCUCUCCAAUAGCCAAAAAAAACCCUCUGGUGGCUCUGUCAAAGUUCCUUCUUUUCAAGUGUUUCCUGGCUGGGAUCUGAAUACUAACGCCGAUGAAUUUAAUGGCUUCCGGUAUUACAAACAGUGGAUCAAUGCGAGUAGACCGGCCGAGCAAGCACGAGCUCGAUUUGUUUCCUCCCAUGAAGAUAGUCUCGCUUGGGGUUAUGGAAAACAUGCUUGUCCUGGGCGUUUCUUUGCUGCUAGUGAAAUCAAGAUGCCACUCAUCAAGUUCAUUACGGACUAUGAUAUCAACAUGCCUGAUGGUCGGAAGGAGAUAUAUGCACAGGUUGGAAUAGGGAAUCUCUGUGCACCAGAUACGACAAAGGAGUUGGUGUCUGGGAGAGUAGUACGUCCUUAA
Bipolaris sorokiniana ND90Pr is the source of this 1041-nucleotide messenger RNA. RefSeq lists its product as uncharacterized. Bases 1 to 1041 code for a protein of 346 amino acids. Gene Ontology annotation, molecular function: oxidoreductase activity, acting on paired donors, with incorporation or reduction of molecular oxygen; iron ion binding; monooxygenase activity. The record is from RefSeq and is a predicted model, not a curated record. NCBI's taxonomy places the organism in Eukaryota, Fungi, Ascomycota, Dothideomycetes, Pleosporales, Pleosporaceae. The transcript has 4 exons.